UUUGGAACCAUACCAACAAACCCUGCGCAGUUUUUUAAGUUUGAAACAAAGAAGCUAUUGAAUUUUUUUUUUUUAUUACUGUUAAAAAAAAAUAAUAAUAAAACGCACAAAUAGCCUUAGUUUUGCGAAUAUAUUCACGUUUUUUGUGAAUGUGAACGGACUUAAACAUUUUUCAAUCGGAUUUUUAUAAAUAUUUUAUUUACUGCCACUGUGACGCGCCUCCUUGACGCCCCUUUUUGCUGUGCAACUUGGAUGUGAUUAAAUAAGCAAGUGACAAAUUAAAACACCACUGUAAUUUCAGUAGGAGAGGGCGCAGAGGAGUAAAAGGGUGGUAUUUUAAAGGCAGGCACAGCAGUAAACGGGUGGUAUUUCCACAGGCAGAGGGGAAAUUUCUUUUCAUUCUGUCGAGACAACGGAGUCGAAAUAAUGAUGCAUGGAUUUGGACAUCACAGUGCAGAAAUCCGAAAGGAUUCGUUAAGGCAAACAUUCUUUCUCAUCCCCAUAAUGCUAUGGUCAUCUGCAGAUGCUUUGAGAGUGACGAUUCCAGUGAAGAAUAUGGCAGCAGCCAAAGGACACACUGUGGUUCUGGGAUGUGAGUUUUUCACUAAUCCUCAACAAAAGCCAGAUAUUUCCAACUUGGUGGUGACAUGGCAGCGGAAGGAGGAUAACCGUGUGGUCCACAGCUUCUAUUUUGAAACGGAUCAGCUAGAAAAACAAGACCCUUUAUACCAUAACCGUACAGCGCUUUUUGUGAAAGAGCUGACCAAAGGAAACGCUUCAUUGCGUUUAGAGAACGUAAGAGCGAAUGAUGCAGGGCUUUACCUCUGCACCGUCAGCGUUAACGAGGAUGCAGACAAGGCAGAAUUAAAACUGGAUUACGGAGCUCUCUACACCGAGCCGAGGUUAACCGUCAACGUAAAUUCCUCUGGAGUUCUGAUGCAGUACGAGACGAUGGGAUUCCCUGCUCCGGAGGUUAAAUGGAAAGGAGAACAUGGCGAGGUCCUCAACAAAGACACAAAGAUAUCUGUGGAAUUAAAUGAAGAGAGAGGACUUUAUUAUGUCCAAAGCAGUUACAUGGCACCAGACCCUCUGCACAACGUCACCUUCAUACUCAGAAACCAGCUGCUUGAUCAGCACCUGCAUAGGACCUUCAGCUACACAGGUGUCCAAAACCCCUGCUUAAAAGUCAUUAUCGCUCUAUCGGUCGUUUCCUUACUCCUCAUUUUGACUACAGGGACUUUGGUCGGGAUUUACUUUUCCAAGAAGAAAAAAUAAAUGAAAUAAUCCACACAGAAGUUUCCUCUACACCAGCGAUGUCCAAGCUUAUCUGGAAAGGGCCGUGUGUGGGCGCAGCUUUUCAUUCCAACCAAGCAGAAGCCACAGCUGAUUCCACCUGUUUAUUCGGUUUUUUCUUGGCUGUUAGUAGACUCUGGUGUGGUUUCUGCUUGGUUAGAAUGAAAACCUGCACCCACACCGGCCCUUUCCAGGCGAGACUGGACACCGCUGCUCUACACGAUGAUUUCAAAUCAAAAUUCGGUACAAAUAAUUUCAUCUUGCUUUUUCUUUAUUCUGUCUAAAUCUAAUUGUGUUCAAUGUAAUCUGUACUUUUUAAUGUAGCUGGCUAUUUUCAUUUUGGAAAAUAUUGUCAAACAUACUUUUUGUUUUUAUGAAAAAGUAAAACCAAAGCCUUAUCUUGACUGACAUUCCCAUAAAUCAUGGCAAUCACCUCAUAACAGCUCAUACAGUUCAAUAUGUCCAGAAUGUCUGAAGGCGUCACGAAGCUGGGAAGUCCUUGUGCUUCAGGAAUGAGUGGUUUCCAAAAACAAAAAAAAAAGUAUUUAGUACCAUGCACAGAUUGGACCAAAUAGAAAAGAUAUAUUUAUUAUCAUUAUAUUUAUUAUUAUUAGCAGUAGUAAUAGUAGCAUUAAUAUUGUAGCAUUAAUACAGAGGACUUUGUGUUGUCGUAGUUGUGGUAGUAGUAUCGUAUUAUGACGCUCUUCUGUGUUAGACACACGAGGUUGCAAUUAAAAAUUAAUAAUAUGUUAAUAAUUGAAAAUAAUUUGUCACUGGUGGUUUCCAAUGAACAUGAGUUACGUUAAUGGACAACACGGAUGCGCACACUUCCUACCAUACCAUAACCAUAUCCGUUACAGGAUGAGUCGGUUGAGUUAUGCUGCUUAAAUGAAUCCAGUCAAUCAAGUCAGAAAAUCAAAAAUUGGGAAAUAUCCCAAGCUAGCUGCAUUUCAGCUCCUCUAUUUACAGAAAGCUUGAAUUGACCUAAAGCAAUAAUCGUAUUUAAUCUCAUAACAUUUAUUUAUUUACGUUUAUAUCUCUCAUAUCAUGUAUACCAGUGAUUUAACUCUCUCUGGUUAGUGAGCACAUUUUCUAGAGUUAAAAGAAAUGAUAAUGAGCACCAAGUGUUUAGGUGCUAACAUUUUAGUAUUUCAGAUUUAAAAAAAAAGGUAAUAACAGCAACUUUUCCUUAUUCGUUCUUUGACAUGCGGUGAAGAAUAUAACGGCUUAAUAUGUAAGGAAUUUCCAAAAUCAGUGUUAGAUUAAGAUGAUGUCUGUAUGUUUAGUUGUUGUGGCUGAGACCUAAAGGGGUGUAUAAUGAACCUUUUUGUUUUAGUUUACAACACUAAAGUGUAAUCCCAGAUGCUUUGUGAAAAACCAGAACAUAUCGAUCUCUGCUGCUGUCCUGACCCCUGUUACCUCACACGGACAUUCUACCUAUAACACAGAAUACAGAGACCUGAAACUUCCUGCUGGUGGAUGGUGUGGUAGUGAAAGGGUUUUAUGUCUGGUCUCUCUGCACAUUUUGUCUAAUCUGCUGAAUGGAUAUUGUUUGCGCUCCUGUAUGCUACUGUAUGUCUAGUUACCUAUCUUAAAGAAAUGAUUCUUAUAAUUACUUAAUAAAGCUUCAUAGAAACAA
This is a messenger RNA of Tachysurus fulvidraco (yellow catfish), 2932 nucleotides long. Its product is annotated as CD276 antigen. The record is from RefSeq and is a predicted model, not a curated record. NCBI's taxonomy places the organism in Eukaryota, Metazoa, Chordata, Actinopteri, Siluriformes, Bagridae. The transcript has 4 exons. The coding region runs from base 427 to 1275 and encodes 282 amino acids.